Molecule: messenger RNA, 2695 nt
Organism: Myiozetetes cayanensis
Lineage: Eukaryota; Metazoa; Chordata; Aves; Passeriformes; Tyrannidae
Gene: IDH3A
Product: isocitrate dehydrogenase (NAD(+)) 3 catalytic subunit alpha
Exons: 11
Coding region: 90-1190 (366 amino acids)
Biological process (GO): isocitrate metabolic process; tricarboxylic acid cycle
Cellular component (GO): mitochondrion
Molecular function (GO): isocitrate dehydrogenase (NAD+) activity; NAD binding; magnesium ion binding
Source: RefSeq, a predicted model, not a curated record
GCGGGGCCGGCGCUCCCCGCGCGCCGGUUCCGGUCUGGCGGCGGGCGCGGAGCGGAGGGCCCUCGGCAGCCGCGGAGCCCGGGCGCGUCAUGGCCGCGGCCGCGUGGAUGCCCACGGUUUCUCGGUUGCUAGGUGCUUUCAAAAACCAAAAAAAGGUGACCAGAAGUUUUGGUAAUGCUGUACAAACAGUAACUUUAAUCCCAGGAGAUGGCAUAGGACCUGAGAUUUCUGCUGCUGUCAUGAAGAUCUUUGAUGCUGCCAAAGCUCCUAUUCAGUGGGAAGAAAGGAAUGUUACAGCUAUCCAAGGACCAGGAGGGAAGUGGAUGAUACCUCCAGAUGCCAAAGAAUCCAUGGAUAAAAACAAAAUGGGAUUAAAAGGGCCUUUGAAGACCCCCAUUGCUGCAGGGCACCCCUCCAUGAACCUGCUGCUGCGCAGAACCUUCGACCUCUACGCCAACGUGCGGCCCUGCGUGUCCAUCGAGGGCUACAAAACCCCCUACACGGAUGUCAACAUCGUCACCAUCCGCGAGAACACGGAGGGCGAGUACAGCGGCAUCGAGCACGUGAUUGUCGAUGGGGUCGUGCAGAGCAUCAAGCUGAUCACAGAGGGAGCCAGCAAGAGGAUUGCGGAGUUUGCUUUCGAGUACGCCAGGAACAAUCAGAGGAGCCACGUCACUGCCGUGCACAAGGCAAAUAUCAUGAGAAUGUCUGAUGGGCUUUUCUUGAGAAAAUGCAGGGAGGCAGCAGAAAACUGUAAAGAUAUUAAAUUUAAUGAAAUGUAUCUGGAUACUGUGUGUCUGAAUAUGGUUCAAGAUCCAUCACAAUUUGAUGUGCUUGUUAUGCCAAACUUGUACGGUGACAUCCUCAGUGACUUGUGUGCUGGCCUGAUCGGGGGCCUGGGAGUAACACCCAGCGGGAACAUCGGAGCCAACGGAGUGGCCAUUUUUGAGUCGGUUCAUGGAACAGCACCAGACAUUGCAGGCAAAGACAUGGCAAAUCCAACUGCCCUCCUGCUGAGCGCUGUGAUGAUGCUGCGUCACAUGGGACUGCACAAACACGCCACAAAAAUAGAGUCAGCUUGCUUUGACACCAUUAAGGAUGGAAAGAUCCUGACCAAGGACCUGGGGGGCAAUGCCAAGUGCUCGGAGUUCACGGACGAGAUCUGCCGCCGGGUGCGGGACAAGGACUGAGCUCCCCUCGGAGGGCACGAACCCGACAUCCACAUGCAGAGAGUUUGCUGAUCUCCUGAGAGCAAACUUUUUAGUUAAGGCCUCUCCAUUAAUAAAUUUAGUCCAAAUGGCUACAAAUGAUGCUUGUGCCUGCUUUCAGUGGACUUUUCCAAGUGCUUUGUCUUAUUUAUUUUUUUUUUUUUUUUCUAUCUGGUGAACAUUUUUAUGUAAGUGAAUUCUUUUCUUGGCACUGUAACUGUCUACCAUUUUCCAUUUCAGUUAGAGGGUUUUACUUUCCACAAAGAAAAAUUAUGCAAAUAUAAAGCAGUAAUGGAAUUAGUGAAAUGUAAAAGCACCUUAAUGGUUAAAACCUGCUUUAUUGGUCUUGCUGAAGUUGAAAAGGUUUUCAGCCUAACAGUAGCACAAGGUGACCUUCAUCAACAGAAACGGGUAUAAAAUAACUUAAAAAUAGCAAUUUCAUGUCAAAAGCAAGGAGAAAACCACAUUAGAUAGUCUGGUGAUGAAAUACCCACCAAAGGCAUGAAUAAAGAAGUACUAAAUUCUAGAGAUUUAAUCUACUUGUGUACUUUACAAAAGCCCACAACCAUUUCCUAGCAAAGGGUGAGAAUUAAUGCUGGAGCAAAGUUAUUUUUCAAAUCGAGAGAGCACAAUAAUUCUUACGAGUUUUCCCUCUCUGAAAUACCCUUUCCAACAGAGUUAUAAUGAGGGUAAAUUGUAUAAAAUUACCUCUGCCAUAUAUUGUGAAGGGAAAGUAUUAACAUGGCAGAUUACUCCUAGAUAUCUCAUGACUUGUGCUAGAAUGCUCGUUGUGUUGUAGCUUAGUCUGUUCAGUGUGUCCUACUGUAUUGACUGGGAAUUUUAUUCACACCUGAAUGUAAGGGACUAAUCCUAAAGGGAUUAAGGCAGAUCAGCUGUUUGGCUCUGGUGCCUAUGUUCCAGAAAUACAUUUCAUCCCUAUUCAAGGGGAUCCAAGACUUAUUUUUUUCCCUUGCUUACCAAGCUCAAUGGGUGCAAAAGCAACUCUUUUCCCUCCCUCCUCCAUCACCUGUAUGACCAUGCAGAUGGUCAUACGAGUCAUGCUGACCUGUGUGUCCAAAGGUAUCUUCCAUCGGUGCCCCCAGCGAGGAAAUGUGUAUUUUAAAACUCGUUAGUACAGCACAGGAUUAUCCCUACUGCCAGAACCAGGCUUCUUACAGCUUAAUUCUAUUCAUGGAAAGUCACCAAGUGGAGUAACAUCUAUUUAGACUGUUUUAGGCUGGUUGCUUCAGAGGUGACAUCGUUUCUGAUUCAACGACUUCUGGUGUGGCUCUACAGAGUGAGCAGCCCAGCUUUUUUUAGACAGUCUAACAGCCUGUUGGAGGAGCUUUUGGUGAAUAAAUAGGGCAACGUUUCUUUCCGUGUUUUCCAAGCUGCUGCUUCCUUGUUUUCCUUCGGAUUAAUAUUGUUAAAGAACCUCUGAAUGACCGUUGCGCACAAAACGGGGAAGAAUAAACUUUUCAAAGUCC